GAUGAACGUCCUUCUUGAAAACAAUAACACCACCAGCUGUUCAGACUUUAACAUUUGAUUGACCGCCAUGUUGUCCUCCACUGUCCUGUGUUUCCUGCUCCUCCGACCGCUCUCUGCCUCUGAAGAGCCAGAGGAGUUAACGGUGAAGCCCGAGCAUGACGUUACUCUCGGGUGUCGGGCUCCCUCCGACGGCGCCGUCACUCUGCUGGAGUGGAACAUACGUAACCUGAAGGACGACAGCUACGUCUUCUUCUACAGGAACCAGCGCCCGUACGAGAAGUACCAGCACCCGCGUUACCGGGGCCGGGUGGAGCUGAGAGACCCGGAGAUGAGGCACGGAGACGUGUCCGUUAUUCUGAAGAACGUCAGCGUCAACGACACCGGGACGUACGACUGUCGAGUUAUAAUCGCCGGGGGCAACGAGAGCAGGCAGCUCGUCAACCUGACUGUCACCGACUCCGAUCCCACAGCUGGACAGGAGGGCGGAUAUCCUGGACUCGUGGUCGGUCUGUCAGUUGCUGCAGGCCUUUUUCUUCUUAUUGUUAUUGUUCUUCUUUCUGUUCUGUGUUAUAAACGGUGUAACGGUCCCACAAAGGACCCUGCGUACAAAGCUCCGGCUGCUGAAAGCACCGAGGGGACCUGAGUGUCUGAGUCCUCCAGCUGAAAGAAUCAACAGUUUAGAAAAGACCAAUCUGUUCAAUAAGAGUUAAGCUUGUAGAAAUGAUAACGCAGCCGUUAACACGCUCAUAUCAGCCGUUUGUGAUUUUCAUAAUAUCCCAUCACACCUUUUGACUUCUCAAGCUUCAGCAUCUGAAAACUGGAAUGUCUUCUAUAAUCUGUAAUGAAAGCUCGUUAAUGUUCUCCUGACAGUUAAAUAAGCUCGUUAAUGUUCUCUGUUUCUCUGGCAAACAUCUAAAUAGAUUGAUUAGACAGAUGAUAAUUGAAUGUAUACAAGUGUUCAAAGAUUUAAAUUGUAAUGUAGAUCAGACAGCUGAUUGAAUGUAUAAAUGUCAUAUCUCUGUAUGACUUCUUUAUGUUUCACUUUCUGCACUUUAAAUCUAUGUUCUUAUGUUGCACAGCACUUUAUUUCACCUCUUGAGUUUUAUUCUGUAAAUAAAUAUGUUAAGAUU
Messenger RNA from Sander lucioperca (pikeperch), 1130 nucleotides. Its product is annotated as myelin protein P0-like. The transcript has 3 exons. Lineage: Eukaryota; Metazoa; Chordata; Actinopteri; Perciformes; Percidae. The record is from RefSeq and is a predicted model, not a curated record. The coding region runs from base 68 to 643 and encodes 191 amino acids.